AUGGCGACAUCACCUUCCCACAGCAUCAGAGUUUCAUCCGCCCCCAGGAUCGCUUCUUACUCAUUACAAGACCAAGAUCAUCCCGAGAUAGAGCUGGCUCAGGCCGAACAUCGAAUCCGGCUCGGCAACACAACGGCCGUACUCGCCGAAGCAAUUGGCCCGUCCGGCCACAUCGAUGCCGUCGAUCCCGGCGCCCCAGACUACGGUUCACCAUUCACCCUUGCGCAGGCGCAAGCAUACAUGUCAUCUAGUUCCGACGUCGCCGUGCUGUCGCACUGCAUAUGGUACUUCGCUUCAGAGCAGGUACUGGAACAGAUCCUCAAAUCCCUGAAAGGACGAGUAAAAAGAGUAUGCAUCGCCGAGUAUGCGCUCUACGCAACCGAAAAGGCGGCAAUACCACAUGCACUGGCCGUCUUGGCUCGGGGGAGCCUCGAAAGCUGUAAGGCUGAGAGCAGCGAGAACGUGCGCUCCCCGCUCAGCCCACGGGCAAUUACGGACAUCGCCAAGCGAUCUGGCUGGGCACCGGCCCAAGAGGACUCGGUGGUUCCCGCUGUCGGAUUGCUCGAUGGCAGCUGGGAGGUUGGCACUGUUGUAAGCCCCAGGUUUCUCCGCGACCUAGAGGUCACUGUGCCGAACGCGAGAAUGAGGCUCAUGAUUGCGUCGGCCCGGGAUGCAGCCAUGGCAGCUGUGGAUGCUUUGGACGGUGCUCAAGUACAAACGAUGGAUGUUUGGGCUGCUGUAUUCUCUCAGUCAACUUGA
Molecule: messenger RNA, 759 nt
Organism: Anthostomella pinea
Lineage: Eukaryota; Fungi; Ascomycota; Sordariomycetes; Xylariales; Xylariaceae
Source: the annotation of a GenBank genome assembly